AGCUUCGCGUGUGUCGACAGCCAGAAGAAGGACCCAGGAGCAGGAUGCGGUACCAGCAGGUGACGGUGGACGUGUGCAAGAUGCUGGUGACGGCCACGGCCUACCUGGCGCUGGCCUUUGCCGCCUGGGUGCUGCUGCGCCUGGUCAGCGCGUGCAUCUCGCUGCCGGCCUACCUGCGCAAGCAGGAGGAGGAGGAGGAGGCGGAGGAGCGGCGCCAGCUCCUGGAGAGGGAGGAGGAGGGGCCGGAGGAGGACGACGACACCGAGGACGAGGAGGAGGUGGCCGAGGGCGCCAAGGGUGCCGAGGAGCAAGAGGUCGGCGACGACUGCGCCGCGGCGGAGUCCUCCAAUUGGCGGCUUCGAUGUAACGUGGUUCUUCCCGUGAUGCACGAAGGUUGA
Molecule: messenger RNA, 398 nt
Organism: Thrips palmi
Lineage: Eukaryota; Metazoa; Arthropoda; Insecta; Thysanoptera; Thripidae
Product: APC membrane recruitment protein 1
Exons: 3
Coding region: 45-398 (117 amino acids)
Source: RefSeq, a predicted model, not a curated record